AUGUCGCCGCCGCCGCCGUCCCUCGUGGUGCUCCCGCUUCUCCUCCUCCUCCUCUUCGCCGCUGUAUCCCCCGCUGCGGCCAAUGCGACCGCCACCGCAGCGGCAGGUGCCGGCGCCUCUCCCCCUGUGCCGACGCCGUGGCCGGAGCAGUUCCACGCGCUGAUGUUCACCAACCUCACCGCGAGCGGCGGCCGGCUGGAGCUGAUCGACCUCUACUACGACUGGCCCGGGGGCCGCAACCUGAACCUCAUCCGGGACCAGCUCUCCGGCGACCCGCUCUACGACGUCGAGUGGACCAACGGCACCUCCUACUUCUUCGACUCCGGGUCCUGCCACAGCACGCUGUUCCCCGUGGGGCUCCUGCCGCCCGACUGGCUCGCCGCCGGCGCCGUCUACCUCGGCCGCGAGCACGUCGACGGUUUCGACUGCCACCUCUGGACCAAGGUCGACUUCGUCUGGUACUACGAGGAAGUCGCCACCGGCCGCCCCGUCCGCUGGAAUUUCUUCAAUGGGAUGCAGCAGCAUGUGAUGAGCUUUGAGGUGGGAGGAGUGCUGGAAGACUCCAUGUGGCAGGCGCCUGCUUACUGCUUCAAUGGUGGCAAUGCCGACACCGCCAAUGUGGCUGCCGAUAGAUCCGGUAGCGUUGAUGUGAUGAACAGCCUGACCAGGUUCGCCGGGGCUCCAGCUGCAGCUGCAGCUGCAUCAUUUGACCAGUGA
This is a messenger RNA of Miscanthus lutarioriparius, 717 nucleotides long. The record is from the annotation of a GenBank genome assembly. NCBI's taxonomy places the organism in Eukaryota, Viridiplantae, Streptophyta, Magnoliopsida, Poales, Poaceae.